AUGGCCAGCAAACGCAGUUCUGUAUUUCGCAUGUCGAGCACCAAUACCGCUAACGGUUCGGCUGCCAAGUCCAAUGGCGCAGCAGCUAUCGACAAAGAUUUCCAAGCUCCUAAUAGCGUAAACGCGCCAAAGGUUCUGAAGGAGAUACGCGAGCAGAUCAAGAAAGGGUUGCCCGUCAAUCUCAAUACAACCACUGUGUCUGCGAUCAUUGAUCUGGUCCGGCAUAAAGAGGCUCUUGACGACAGAAAGCUUCUGCUUGAACAUGCGCUUUCAUUCGUUUCGAAACUUGAGGACGGCACACUGGCUCGUACUCUGAAGGAUAAAAUUGUUCAAUUAUUGUACAAUGACCUGAGCCACCCGCCUGCUACAAGCAUAAGUAACAAAUACGCCUGGCGUACCGCUGAUGGUUCAUACAACAAUAUCGAUAUUCCUGAUUUGGGAAAGGCAGGUACACCAUAUUCGCGCUCUGUCCAACAAAGCCAUCCGUUGCCCCGAAAUCAACUUCCUGAUGCGGGAUUGAUUUUUGACACUCUUCUUAGAAGAGAAGGGUUUGUGAAGCAUCCAGGUGGAUUAUCUUCUUUAAUGUUUUCCUUUGCGGCUCUUGUUAUUCACAGCGUGUUUCGCACGUCGCAUCGGGACUGGAAUAUCAACGAAACCUCUUCUUAUGUUGAUCUUGCCCCUUUAUAUGGGAACAGUCAGAAAGAUCAGGAUCGCAUCCGAAAGCGUGAUGGAUAUGGUACUUUGUAUCCUGAUGUCUUCGCCGAGGACAGGUUGUUGCUUCUCCCACCUGCUGUUUGUGUGCUGUUGGUCCUAUUCAAUCGCAACCAUAACUACAUCGCUGCCAAGCUCUUGGAAAUUAAUGAGCGAGGAACCUAUGUGGAUCCCGCCACGGUCUCGAUGGAUGACCCAGCAUCAAAGGCAAAAAUUCUGGCACAAGAAGAAGAAAUAUUCCAAAUUGCUCGCCUCAUAAACUGCGGAUGGUUCGGAAUGAUUGUGUUCUCUGACUACUUCUCCACCAUUCUUGGCCUCGUGAGAGAUGGGAGUAGCUGGAGCUUGACGCCAUUUGACGAAAUCAGGCUUGAUGAUCAUUCAUGUUUUGAAAGAGGGAAAGGUAAUCAGUGCAGUGUGGAGUUCAAUUGUUUAUAUCGUUGGCAUGCAACGACUAGUCAAGAAGACGAACAAUGGACCUCCAAAAUUUUCGACCAGCUUUUUGAGGGAAAGCCGUCAGAUGAAGUCACUGUUGACGAUUUCAAGACAGCUGCGAUGCGAGCGCAAAGAAUGCAGCCAGAUAUUACUCACUGGACAUUUGGAGGCUUGCAACGGAAAGCAGAUGGUUCUUUCAGCGACGAUGAUCUCGCCAAUGUUUUGCAAAACGCCACAGAGCACCCUGCCGGUGCCUUCAGAGCUCGUGGAACGCCAUCCAUCAUGCGGCUCAACGAAGUCAUGGGUAUUGAACAAAAUCGUAAAUGGGGUGUCUGUUCCUUAAACGACUUCCGCAAGUAUCUAGGUCUUAAACCAUUCUCAACAUUUUUGGAAUGGAAUUCCAAUCCCGAGAUCGCAGAGGCUGCGGAGAAGCUUUACGGCAACAUUGAAUAUCUUGAACUUUAUGUUGGAUUGCAAGCGGAAGAAGCUAAGCCUCUCGUAGAUGGUGCAGGUCUUUGCCCAGGGUACACAAUCAGUAGAGCCAUUCUCAGUGACGCUAUUGCUCUCACUCGUGGAGACAGAUUCUUUACUCAUGACUUCACCCCUUACAAUCUCACAGCAUGGGGCUUCGCUGACUGUCAGAGAGAUCCCAAUGCUUUUGGAUUUGGGAGCACUUUAGGCCGUCUCCUUUUGCGCGUACUUCCAAACAACUACACAGAAAACAGUAUCUAUACUUUCUUCCCUCUUAUGACUCCAGAGUCUAUGAAGACCAAUCUGACCAAGUUGGGCGUUGUUGGUCAAUAUGAUUUAAACCGCCCUCAGCCUAAGUCUACAACAAUCUCGGUUGAAGGACACGCCCGUGUAUCGUCAAUUCUCAACAACACAGAAGGCUUCGUUACUCCCUACAAACAAAGAGUGGAUCGCAUACUUCGCCAGAACAAAGGAUUCUUCCCUAUCGAGAGCGAGCAAGAACAACGGGCAAUAAUCUCUGCAUUAUGUGGUGGUGCUGAUCUUUCCGAUGCAAUUGGCAACUACUUCUAUCAGUCGACGAAGAAACUUAUCAAUGCAAAUUCCUACAACUUGGUAGGAGGAAAAACUUCCGGCAUUGACAUAGUAAAGCAAGUUUUGACGACUGUGCCUGUUUACUGGGUAGCCACAGACUUGGCGGGCAUCCAGCUUAGAACAACCAAACACAAUGGACCAUACACUGCGGCGGAGCUUUUCAUCUUCUUAGACGUCGAAGCAUCAAAGAUCAUGGUCUUGCAGGAGAAAGUGAAAUCCAGUGUGCAUAAACUGUUAGGUUUAAUCAGGGAAAAGCUAGGUGGAGCCGUCGGUUCAAGGAUGUCAAUUUCGGGCAUAGUCGGUACAGUAUCGACUAUUCUCAACAAAAAGCAAAAGACGGAAUACAAUGAUAUCGUCAAACGCCUAUAUGAACUCGGGCAUUCCACUGACAAACUUGCCAAUACUAUUCUUGCUUUGAUGGUUGUCUCUGGCGUUGAGCUUUCCUUAGCUGCAACCAACACUGUCAAUUUCUAUGUCGCUUCUGAGCAGGCCACAGCACUUUCCAAACUUGCUAAAGCAGCUGAAAAGGACACUCCUUUCCAUGGCUAUGUCUAUGAAGCUUUGCGUCUUGACCCCACCUUCCGAGGUGUUUUCCGCAUCUCCACCAAGGAUCAAGUUAUUGACGGUCAGAAUUUCAAGAACGGUGACCGUGUGUUUUUGAACACUGCUUCAGCCAACGUUGAUGAGUAUGCGUUCAGCAACCCCACUGCAAUCGAUUUGAACCGCUCAACAAAAGGCAGGCUGUACCCUGAUGGGGUGUUCAAGUAUCUUGGGGAAGACCUCACCAUUAAAAUUGUAUCUCAAAUUUUGCGUGGAAUUUUCGAGUUCGACAAUGUUCGCCUCGCUCCGGGACAGUCCGGUGUUCUGCAAAGAUUCAAAAACCACACUCGCCAGGAGUUAUGUUAUGCCUAUUUGGACAACACUCAACUUCCUUCUGAAUGGCCAACUUCGAUGUCUCUCCAAUUUGAUACCCCUAAGUGA
This is a messenger RNA of Psilocybe cubensis, 3186 nucleotides long. RefSeq lists its product as uncharacterized. The record is from RefSeq and is a predicted model, not a curated record. The transcript has 31 exons. NCBI's taxonomy places the organism in Eukaryota, Fungi, Basidiomycota, Agaricomycetes, Agaricales, Agrocybaceae. Gene Ontology annotation, molecular function: peroxidase activity; heme binding; oxidoreductase activity, acting on paired donors, with incorporation or reduction of molecular oxygen. Bases 1 to 3186 code for a protein of 1061 amino acids. Gene Ontology annotation, biological process: response to oxidative stress.